AUGAUUAUAAUUACCAAAAAAACAGUUCCUGAAAUUUCCUUAUGUAUGAAGGCACUCUGAAAAUCAACCACCAAACCACCAGAACCAAUGGGAAGCAUUUAGAAUGGGAAUUUUGCUUGAAGCUGUUGUCUCCAACCAAACCAUUCUAAUUCUUAAUGAUGAAAAACAUACUAAUUUGUAUCCAUUUUAUGGAAUUAAAUUUGAUGAACCGUCCAUUGCAAGACUACAUUACUUUCUAUAAAAACAUAUAAAAAUGAAAAUGCUGUAUAUAAUAUAUGCUUCAUCUAAUUACAUUUCUUAAGUAAAUUAAAACUCCAAAGUAAAGCAACCGUAAUUAAUUACUUAAAUGUUAACAUAUUACAAUCAAAUCCCAUUUGGUUUUGAAUUUUUUGUUUUCAAAUCUCUCCUACUGGGGACCAGAAAGCAACAUUAACAUUAAUGGAGAAAUAGGCUCUUCAUGAGUUGAAGCAAGUAUCAAUAAUCAUUUCUUCCUCUUUUACACGCAUAUAAACUAUAAACUUACCGCGCUGAUGCUGCUUCUUCUAACCUCCACAAAAAAUUCUGGGUUGGUUAAAAACUCUGAUGGACUUAACCUUCACCCACCAACAACAUACUGAACCGAUUCCACUUACAAAUCUUUCCCCCACCCCCUCCGUUUGCUUCAACCCUUUUUCCAAUUUGGGCAACUGGGUUUCCAAGUCCGCUCGAAAACUCUGCCACAGGCCUCGAUUCUCAUCUGGGUUUUGCUGCAGAGGGCUGGAAUACAGGGGAAUGGUCGUGAAUAACUCUGCGUUUUUGGAAGUUGUUGCUAUGGAAAUUGAAGUAAAAGAAGAGAAGUGCGAUGUGUUUGAUGAAAAGACUGCCUCAAUUUCAAGUUCUGAUUUGUUGAAACCUGUGGAAACAGAGGAGGUGGAGGAACGGAGUUUGAAAGAUGAAGAGUCGUCGUCGUCGUCGUCUUCUUCUUCUUCCUCUUCCUCUUCCUCUUCCUCUUCCUCUUCCUCUUCCUCUUCUUCAACAUCAGCAGCUUCAAUGGGAUGGCCUCUUCACGAAACGGUGGUUGAAGGUGAAGAAGACAGAGUGGUGGAGAGGGAAGUGUCAACAGACUCAGAAACAGAGAUGAUGAAAGAGAGGUUUUCAAAGCUGUUGCUGGGUGAAGAUAUGUCAGGGAGUGGAAAUGGAGUCUGUACUGCUUUGGCUAUAUCCAAUGCCAUUACCAAUCUCUGUGGCAGUGUAUUUGGACAGUUAUGGAGAUUAGAACCUUUGGAAGCAGAGAGAAAAGCAAUGUGGGGAAGAGAGAUGGAAUUUUUGCUUUGUGUUAGCAAUCACAUCGUUGAACUGAUUCCCAUUUGGCAGACAUUCCCAGAUGGAACCAAGCUUGAGAUCAUGACUUGCCGCCCCCGUUCAGAUCUUUACGUCAAUCUCCCAGCUCUUCGCAAACUAGACCACAUGCUCCUCGAUAUCUUGGACAGUUUUGUUGAUUCUGAGUUCUGCUACAUUGAUCAAGGGAUACUUGCCACGGAUCAAACCGAUGCCUCUUCCUCUUUCCGUAAACUUCUCGAGCGCCAAGACGACAAAUGGUGGCUCCCUAUUCCAAGAGUUCCUAAUGGAGGCCUCUCUGAAGCUUCAACAAGGCACCUACAACACAAGCGAGACUGCACGAAUCAAAUUCUUAAAGCUGCCAUGGCCAUCAACUCUGUUACUUUAGCUGACAUGGACGUCCCCAUUUCAUAUUUGGAAGGUCUUCCAAAAAAUGGAAGAGCUAGCUUGGGAGAAGCGAUUUACAAGUACAUUUCUUCAGAUGAAUUUUCCCCUGCUUUGUUAUUGGAAUGUCUAGACAUAUCUUCUGAACACCAAGCCAUAGAAAUAGCCAACCGAGUUGAGAGCGCAAUGUAUGCAUGGCGCACCAAAGGAAUAGCCUCCAAUAAUUCAAAAUCGUCUUGGGAAAUGCUUAAAGAACUGAUGAUCGAUGCAGACAAGAGCGAAGUAUUAGCUGAAAGAGCAGAAUUAGUACUUCUUUGCCUCAAGCAACAGUUUCCUAAUCUCCCUCAAACAAGCCUAGACAUGAGCAAAAUCCAAUACAACAAGGAUGUCGGGAAAGCUAUACUAGAGAGCUAUUCAAGAGUGCUGGAGAGCUUGGCUUAUAACAUUGUGGCACGUAUUGAAGAUCUGCUUUAUGUGAAUGAAUUGACGAAGCAUUCAGAUCAAAUUCCUGGGAUUUCCCAACUGGGAAUUGUUGCUCAUAAUAGCAGUAAUCGAAUACAUAUCUCGAUGCCAUUUUCCACUUCUCCUUACAACACGAAUUUCAUAAAACCCAGUUUUUCGUCUGUGGAUCUUGUUGGAACCAGAUCGCCCAUACCCAAACCUCCGCAAUGUGGUCUUGAAGAAUCAGAAAAAUCUGACUAAUUACAAAGUUCUCUGUAGAAUAACACAAUACAAAGAUUCAAAGGAAAGCAUACUUCGUCUGCUGUAAAUUUGGAUUUUCAAUAUUGGUUUAAGAAAUAUAGUUAUGAUUAAAGUAUAUGCACCUUUCAAUUUCAAAGAUGUCGUUGUAGUAUAGUGGUAAGUAUUCCCGCCUGUCACGCGGGUGACCCGGGUUCGAUCCCCGGCAACGGCGUUUUAUAAAAAUUCCUUUCUUUUUUCUAUACUUCCAACAAGUUAUAGGAGACGGGUUCGAUUCUGUCAAGUCCCAAUGUUUAAAAUGUUAAUGGGUGAGACGACAUCUGUUCACUUUAUUUUUUGAAGUAUUUAAUCUAAAUUACACUUUAAAGGA
This is a messenger RNA of Cucumis sativus (cucumber), 2770 nucleotides long. RefSeq names its product rop guanine nucleotide exchange factor 7. NCBI's taxonomy places the organism in Eukaryota, Viridiplantae, Streptophyta, Magnoliopsida, Cucurbitales, Cucurbitaceae. Bases 583 to 2403 code for a protein of 606 amino acids. Gene Ontology annotation, molecular function: guanyl-nucleotide exchange factor activity. The record is from RefSeq and is a predicted model, not a curated record. The transcript is spliced from 7 exons.